Botrytis deweyae is the source of this 1014-nucleotide messenger RNA. RefSeq lists its product as uncharacterized. The transcript is spliced from 2 exons. Bases 1 to 1014 code for a protein of 337 amino acids. The record is from RefSeq and is a predicted model, not a curated record. Lineage: Eukaryota; Fungi; Ascomycota; Leotiomycetes; Helotiales; Sclerotiniaceae. Gene Ontology annotation, cellular component: SAGA complex.
AUGUCUGCCUCAACUGCUGGUCGACGUCAAGCGCGUGGUGGUGUUCGCUCUGGAACACAUGAGAGGGGUGAAGAAAUAGCCUUAUGGACCGAGAUCACUCAAGCUCUAGCCAAAAUCAAAGCAGAAGAGAAAAUCUUUGAAGCAAAUAUCCCGGAAGCCAUCAUCUCUAAAGAAACCGCUAUAGCUGAGCAGAUAAAGAAUGGUUUACCACCUGCCAUGGCCGCAAUAGAAGAGCUCGACAUACAAAUUCGAGAAGGCGUGAAAGUCUCCGAGUCUACAGCAGUAGCCCUACGACAAACCAUUGAAAAACUGUCGAUACUUUUAGCCUUGAUCAAAGGCAACGAAGCAGAGCGAGGUUCCAAUUCCCGCGAAUCUCAUGGAAGAUCAAGUGUUACCGACGAUGUAGGAUCUACCGACUCUCCUGUUCCUUCUCCGGCAGAAAACAAACAUGUUCGAAAGAUGGGAAAUGGUAGAACCAGCAGUUUACCCCCGAAGGGAAAAGAUAUCUCUAGGAAGUCUGAGAACGAAGAGCCCAGUACUAGUACUAAUACUGGUGGUACUGGUGGUACCAAUAAUAAUAAUACAUCUACAACUUCUGGUACUAGUGGCACAAAGAAAAUCGAAUUCUCCAAGGGACAAGAGGUGGCAUUCAAGCCGAGACCCGGUUCUCCCUUUACAGAGAUGGAUUGGAUUCAAGGAAAGGUUGCAAAAGUUAUUGGUGACGGCAAGAGUCGCAGAUACAGGGUUGAAGAUGUGGCUCCUGAUGAAGGGAAUAAAUCCUCAAUUCUUACCUCCGCGUCUUCUAUGUGCCCAAUUCCACCAGAUGACGCCAUUCUUGGACCCUACGAAGUUGGAAAGCGUGUCCUCGCUCUUUAUCCCGAGACAACCACAUUUUACCGAGCGGAAGUCAAAGCAAUGCUUGAUGAUGGCAAUAGAGUUAGGUUGAUAUUUGACGGAGAUGAGGAUUCUACAAAGGAAGUCGAACGGCGAUUUGUUCUGGAUCAUUCAGGUUAG